This is a messenger RNA of Arachis ipaensis, 1555 nucleotides long. Its product is annotated as protein ECERIFERUM 26-like. Lineage: Eukaryota; Viridiplantae; Streptophyta; Magnoliopsida; Fabales; Fabaceae. The record is from RefSeq and is a predicted model, not a curated record. Gene Ontology annotation, molecular function: acyltransferase activity, transferring groups other than amino-acyl groups.
CCACUUUGGUACACCAACCCAAGUCCCUCUUUUCCUUUAAUUUAUCUCUUUUUUUUUUCAAUUUUUUUUUGGUUUAAUAACCAUGGGUUUUGCACAAGAAGAGAGCUUAGUGUAUGACCUGAGACUAUCUUCGGUCGGGCCAGGCCGAGUGAGUGGAACAGACGUGUUCCACAAUCCGGCCGGCCUAGACUUGGCCAUGAAACUUCACUACCUUAGAAUGAUUUAUUUCUUUGAUAGUGAGGUGGCACAAAGCCUAAGCAUCAUGCACAUAAAGGAACGAAUGUUUCCUUGGUUCAACCACUACUUCAUAACCUGCGGCCGGUUUCGGCGAUCGGAAACCGGCCGGCCGUUCAUCAAGUGCAAUGAUUGUGGAGCAAGGUUCAUUGAGGCAAAGUGUGACAAAACCUUGGAUGAGUGGCUUGAAAUGAAGGAUUGGGGUUCAUACAAGUUGUUGGCCUCUCAACAAGUCAUUGGCCCUGAAUUAUUCUUUUCUCCUCCCAUUUUGUUGCAGGUAACUCAUUUUAGGUGUGGUGGAAUUUCCUUGGGCCUUAGCUGGGCCCAUAUACUUGGUGACCCAUUUGCAGCUUCUGAGUUCAUCAACAGCUGGGGACGAUGCAUGAACUAUAUGGACCUAAACAAGCCCAUUAACAUCCCAAGACCAAUCCCAAGGCCCACCGGAACUGGACCUCAAAUGGACCCGGUCUGUGCAAAGCCGGUCGACCCGGUCGGCGACCACUGGAUCCCACCGAACAACUGCAAAAUGGUCACCUUCUCCUUCCAAGUAACUGGCUCCCAAAUGAACUACUUACAAGCCCAAAUUUGGGGCCCAAGUGCUGACCAAACCCCACCUUUUGAAUCCCUUUGUGCUGUGCUUUGGCACUGUGUGGCCCAAGUUCGGCCCGGAUUCGAGCCCAACACCGUGACGAUAUGCAAACCCGACCCGAGUCAUGGCAAUGAUAUAAUUGGCAAUAAUCAAUUCAUAAGCAAGGUUGAAGCUGGAAGUGAAUUUUCAAUGAGUGACACUAAUUUUAGGGUUUUGGCAAGCAUGCUUGCGGAACAAGGAAUCGACGAAAGGAAUCUAAUUGAAGAAGCAAUGGAAAAAGAUCAAGGGGUGGCUGAUUUCUAUGUGUAUGGUGCAAAUUUGACUUUUGUUGACUUAGAAGAAACCAAUGUGUAUGAGUUGGAAUUGAAGGGAAAAAAACCAAGGUUUGUUUACACAACAGUUCAAGGUGUUGGAGAUGAAGGAGUUGUUUUGGUUAUGCCAUGGCCUAAAGGUGCUAACAAGAAUGGCUCUGAUGGGAAAUUUGUGACCAUGAUUUUGCCUGAGGAUCAAAUUCUGAAGAUUAAAUCUGAGCUCAAGAUUAAUGGUCUUCUGCUUGAGGGUGAUUUUUAGUUAAUUAAGUUUGUGUUAUUAUUGUGCACCAAAUGUAAUAAAAUGUAAGUGCUUGUAAAACAAUAAUUGUCAUGUUAGACGUUAUGUUUGUGUGAAUGUAGCAUUUUCUAUUGGCUCUAUACGAGUUACGUUGUUUGCUAAGAUUUAUUAUUCUAUUAAGUG